Molecule: messenger RNA, 1365 nt
Organism: Lepus europaeus (European hare)
Lineage: Eukaryota; Metazoa; Chordata; Mammalia; Lagomorpha; Leporidae
Gene: BPIFB6
Product: BPI fold containing family B member 6
Exons: 15
Coding region: 1-1365 (454 amino acids)
Molecular function (GO): lipid binding
Source: RefSeq, a predicted model, not a curated record
AUGCUGCGGAUCCUGUGUGUGGCGCUCUGCAGCCUGCUGACCGGCACCCGAGCCGAGCCGGGGGCGCUGCUGCGGCUGGGCGUGGACAUUCUGAACCAGGUGCAGAGCGCGAUGGAUGAGAGCCACAUCCUGGAAAAGUUGGCGGCAGAGGCGGGCAAGCCCCAGCCGGGGAUGAAACCCAUCAAGGGCAUCACCAAUAUGAAGGUGAAGGAUGUCCUGCUGCCUGUCAUCACGCUGAACUUCGUGCCCGGAGUGGGCAUCUCCCAGUGCGUGUCCACGGGCAUGACCAUCACUGGCAAGAGCUUCAUGGGCGGGAACAUGGAGAUCAUCAUAGUCCUGAACAUCACGGCCACCAACCGGCUGGCGCAGGCGCAGGAGACGGGGCUGCCCGCGUUCAGCAGCGAGGGCUGCGAGAUCACCCUGGUCAGCGUAAAGACCAACCUGCCCAGCAACAUGCUGCCCAAGGUGGUCAAGAAGUUCCUGGACAGCACCCUGCACAAAGUCCUCCCGAGCCUGCUGUGCCCCGCCAUUGACACGGUCCUGGUGUACGUGAACAGGAAGUGGGACCACCUGAGUGACCCCAUGCCCGUGGGCCAGGCGGGCACCGUCAGAUACGUGCUGGCAGCCUCGCCGACCACCACAGCCAGCUACAUCGAGGUGGACUUCAGCCCCGUGGUGCAGCGGCCCGAGGGCGGAGCCAUCAAGGUUGCUGCUGAGAGCGAGGAGCCCCCGGCGCUCCCCGAGGGCUAUGCUGAAGGCUCCUCCCAGCUGCUGCUGUCCGCCGCCUUCCUCACCGGCCAGCUGGCCCUGCUGCAGCAGUCCUUGGACGCCAGUGUCCCGGAGAGGAAGGUGGGUGAGCUUCCCCCACAAACCACGGAGACCCUGGCUGCCUUCAUCCCAGACGUGGCUGAGGCCUAUCCCAAGCCAAAGCCCUUGGUGACCCAGAUGAGAAUAAACAAGCCGCCCAAGGUCACCAUCAAGUCAGGCAGGAGCCUGCUGCACCUCCACGGCACCCUGGAGCUGUUUGCCGCCUGGGGGCGGGGCAAGCCCCCCACGGCGCUCUUCCUCCUGGAAGCUCACUUCAACUUGAGAAUCCAGUACUCGGUGCGCGGGAACCGGUUGCAGAUGGCCACCUCUCUGGGCAGAAUACUGAGCCUGUCCCGGGGCGCCUCAUCGAUCGGCGACUUCGAUGAGAAGGCAUUAACUGGCUUCAUCACCGAUUACCUGCAAGAAGCCUACAUCCCAGUCGUCAAUGAUGUCCUCGAAGUUGGGUUCCCACUCCCAGACGUUCUGGCGGUGAAUUACAACCUAGCUGAGCUGGACAUAGUGGAGAAUGCCCUGGUGCUGGACUUGAAGCUGGGCUGA